AGCAAUCCCCCAGCACUGAAAAGAGAAUCACUUCUCCCCGUGGGUGGCACCUCCAAGGAGAACGGGGUUCACGUGGAGCAAGAUGAUCAGGACUUAUUUGCAGAUGCCACUGUGGAGUUGUCUCUAGACAGCACGCAGAACAACCAGAAGAAGGAACUGGCCAAAGCAUCUAAUCCUGCCCCCUCUUUAGAAGGAGCUGCAAGUUCUUCUAAAAACCCUCCAAAGAGCUAUGAGGAGCUGGAAGAAGAGGAACAGGAGGACAAAUUUGAGCUGACCGUGGGAGUGAGCGACCCAGAGAAAGUUGGGGACGGGAUGAACGCGUACGUAGCCUACAAAGUGUCAACCCAGACGAGCAUGCCGAUGUUCAGGAGCAAGCAGUUCUCAGUGAAAAGGAGGUUCAGUGACUUUCUGGGUCUCUAUGAGAAGCUGUCGGAGAAGCACGCCCAAAACGGGUUCAUUGUUCCUCCGCCGCCUGAGAAGAGUCUCAUAGGAAUGACCAAAGUGAAAGUUGGGAAAGAAGACUCCUCCUCUGCAGAAUUCCUUGAAAAACGACGGGCUGCUCUAGAGAGGUACCUACGGAGAGUGGUCAGCCAUCCAACGAUGCUGCAGGAUCCGGAUGUCAGGGAGUUCUUGGAGAAGGAGGAGCUACCAAGAGCAAUAGGCACCCAGACCCUGAGUGGAGCAGGAAUACUGAAGAUGUUCAACAAAGCCACGGAUGCUGUCAGCAAGAUGACCAUCAAGAUGAAUGAAUCGGACAUAUGGUUUGAAGAGAAGCUGCAGGAGGUGGAGUGCGAGGACCAACGGCUGCGGAAGUUACACGCUGUUGUGGAAACGCUGGUGAACCACAGGAAAGAGCUGGCGUUGAACACGGCCCAGUUUGCCAAGAGCCUGGCCAUGCUGGGGAGCUCGGAGGACAACACGGCCCUGUCCCGGGCACUCUCCCAGCUGGCUGAGGUGGAGGAGAAGAUCGAACAGUUGCACCAGGAACAGGCUAACAAUGACUUCUUCCUCCUGGCUGAGCUCCUGGGAGACUACAUCCGUCUGCUCUCAGUUGUAAGGGGAGCCUUUGACCAGCGCAUGAAAACCUGGCAGCGGUGGCAGGACGCUCAGACCAUGCUGCAGAAGAAGAGGGAGAUGGAGGCCAGGCUCCUCUGGGCCAACAAACCCGACAAGCUGCAGCAGGCCAAGGAGGAGAUCUCGGAGUGGGAGUCCCGUGUGACGCAGUACGAAAGGGACUUUGAGCGGAUUUCUGCUGUCCUCCGCAAGGAGGUGAUACGGUUUGAGAAAGAGAAAUCCAAGGACUUCAGGAACCAUGUCACCAAGUACCUGGAGACAUUGUUGAACUCUCAGCAGCAGCUGGUGAAGUACUGGGAAGCAUUCCUGACC
Molecule: messenger RNA, 1386 nt
Organism: Merops nubicus (carmine bee-eater)
Lineage: Eukaryota; Metazoa; Chordata; Aves; Coraciiformes; Meropidae
Gene: SNX1
Product: sorting nexin 1
Exons: 14
Biological process (GO): early endosome to Golgi transport
Cellular component (GO): endosome membrane; endosome
Molecular function (GO): phosphatidylinositol binding
Source: RefSeq, a predicted model, not a curated record